Molecule: messenger RNA, 2629 nt
Organism: Durio zibethinus
Lineage: Eukaryota; Viridiplantae; Streptophyta; Magnoliopsida; Malvales; Malvaceae
Gene: CYP718
Product: cytochrome P450, family 718
Biological process (GO): sterol metabolic process
Molecular function (GO): iron ion binding; monooxygenase activity; oxidoreductase activity, acting on paired donors, with incorporation or reduction of molecular oxygen
Source: RefSeq, a predicted model, not a curated record
CCUUGCUCUAUCAUGGCUGGGAUUGCUACAAAGUUCCCCGGUCCUUCUCGCUGGCUAGACUUGAGGUGUAGCUUGACUUUAAUUAAUCUUCGGUCAAAGGCGAACAAAUAUUAAUAAUUCAGCCAGUCCAGCAAAUAAAUUUCUUUUCUUUCACACUAGUUAUUUCCGGACUUGAUCAUCCUUAUUGCAGUUUGGCAUCAUGGGCGGUGAAAAAUAUCCCCUUUUUAUUCAACUUGACUUUGUUUUCAAGAGAUAAAUCUAUUUCCCGUGUUGGACAUUGCAGAUUUUUAGGGAUAUUCUGAAAAUUAAAAAAAAUUCAAGAACACUGACGCAAGGGAUUCUCUACCUAGAUAAUGAAUUGUUUUCAGAUAUAUUAUGAUGAUUACAUGUUGUUAUUGUGAAGGCGGUGAGGACAUUAGCAGGAUGAAUCAGGCACAUGCAAUGUCCAUGUUCUCUGUUUUGAUACUCUACUAUUUGAUCCAAGUCUACUUGUGUUGAUCCACUAAAAUUUUUAAUAUUCUAUAAUUGGGAAGGAUAGUGAAUGCUUGAUUAGUUGACUUUUGCAGAAAAUCAAACGGGGUUUGAGUUUGACUCUUAGUAUCCAGCAUAAAUCAACACAACUUCACCUGCUUUGGAGCUAUAUAUAAAUUCCUGCUUCUCAGUCUAUUUUCUUCACAUACCAAAGAGAAAAUGGCUUUGGAAAUUAAUAAUGUUCUUUCAUGGGUUUUGUUUUGCCUAGCUGCAAUGAUAUCCACCAUUUUCUUGAAACACAGGAAAAGCUGUUAUAGAAUGAAGUGGAAACUCCCACCAGGGAAGAUGGGACUUCGUUUGGUAGGUGAAACAUUGGAGUUCUACAAAGCUCAACGUAAUAAUCGUUUGUUUGAGGAGUUCGUUGAACCUCGGAUUGCAAAGUACGGAAAAGUCUUCAAAACAAGCCUUAUGGGAUCACCAACUGUUGUUGUUAAUGGAGCUGAAGCCAAUCGGUUCAUCUUUUCAAAUGAGUUCAAGUUGGUGAUAAGCUCAUGGCCUUCAUCAUCAGUUCAGCUCAUGGGCAGAAAUUCUAUCAUGGAAAAACAAGGGGAUCAACAUCGUUUCCUUCGAGGACUGGUAACCUCUUGUCUCAGUGGUGCAUCGCUAGAGGCUUUAGUGCCAAAAAUAUGCAAUGCAGUUCGACUUCACCUUGACAAAAAUUGGCUUGGAAAAGAUGUUGUUAGCCUUUAUCGUUCGACAAAACUUUUGACCUUUACCACAGUCUUUGAGUGCUUGUUAGGGAUCAAUGUUGAGCCACAAAUGUUAGGCACUUUUGAGAGAGUUGUAGAAGGUGCUUUUGCUCCACCAAUAAACUUCCCUGGCUCUAAAUUCUCAAGAGAAAAGAAAGCAAGGGUAAAAAUAUCAAAGAUGUUGGAGAAAAUAGUGGCUGAAAAGAGAAAAGCAACGGAAAGCAGUUUGGAAGGAGAAGAGAAAAGAGAUAUGCUACUAUCGCGAAUGGUGGCUGCAAUGGUUCGAGGGGAUCUUACAGAGGAAGAGGUCAUUGACAAUGUAAUUUUGCUAGUCUUUGCAGCUCAUGACACAACUUCGUUCGCCAUUGCCAUGAGAUUCAAAAUGUUGGCUCAGCAUCCACACUGCUACUCUACAAUCCUUCAAGAACAUGUUGAUGUAAAAAACGCAAAAGAGCCAAGUGAGAAGCUGGCGUUAGGAGACGUGAAGAAAAUGGAGUAUACCUGGCAAGCUGCUCGAGAAAGCAUACGGCUGUUCCCUCCCAUCUUCGGCUCUUUCAGGAAAGCUGUUGCCGACAUUGAAUAUGAAGGAUUCACAAUUCCCAAAGGAUGGAAGGUGCUAUGGACAGCGUAUGGAACACAUUAUAAUGAAGAGUAUUUCCAAGAUCCUCUACGUUUCGAUCCGAGCAGAUUCGAGGAAUUCAUCCCGCCUUACAUUUUUCUUCCCUUCGGAGGAGGGCCGAGAACCUGUGCUGGGUAUCAGCUUGCCAAGUUGAAUAUCCUCAUCUUCGUGCAUUACGUUGUUACUCGUUACAACUGGUCAUUGAUCCAUCCCAAUGAAUCAAUCACCAUGGAUCCCCUCCCAGUUCCAUCUAAGGGAAUGCCUAUCAAGAUUUCUCCUAAGCUAUCAUAAAGCCAAAUGAUUUUUUUUUUUCUUUUUAAAUCCUAUUCUUUGUUAACAUUCUCUUCUCACUGGUUAUACCCCGGCCUUCCUAUCAUAUAGGCUGUAUCUUUUUAUCACUCUUUGAUCUGUCUCAAUCGCAAUUUUUCUGGAAGGGUAAGAAAUAAAUAUGAAUACAUGUAUAGAGGCUGCGUCCUUCCAAGGUUCAACUGGUUAACCAUUCAAGAAAUCAUUUAUGUUUCUAAACUACUACUUGACGCAAUCGAUGUGAAUAAAUUAAACCGUCAAAUGAAGGAUGUGAGCUACCAUCCAUAAGAUUACCAUAUUGAAAUGUACUUUGCUCGGCAUCGGCCCCAAUUCUUCUUUUUUAUUUCCAACUGGCUGUAGUUACAUGACCGUACCAGAAAACUUGUAAUUUCAAUACCGGAUUUUGGUUUGGUGGGCAGUUCUAGUAUAAUGUAGAUGGAUUUUAUUUAUGAAAAUUAAUUGAACAUUCGUAACCUAUCCUGAA